CUCCGCUCCCCGGGGCCGCUUCACCGCGACACCAGGCCUCUUUAUCCUUCCGCGGACCAGCGAGAGGAGCGAGGCGGCGGCUCCCGGUCCCGCACUGUCAUCCAGCGUUAGCUUUAGCCCGCAGCUAACGAGGAUGUUGCUAGCGAUUUGCAUGACAACAGCGAAAACUAAUAUUAGCCUUCUCCGGCCAAUCGAGGUAGCUAUUGUUAGCCGGAUGGGGCUGUGUGGGACUGCGGCGGGUCGGCUAGCUGUCUGUUAGCCUGGUUCACCGGACGUUUGACUUUCCUCUCCCCGGCUUUUGUGCCCUUUUCCUCCGCUCUCGGAUGGGCUGUUGUCAUAUGUUAGCUCUGACACACGUAAGCACAUCGCUGCCAUAUGUUCCUCUCUGGCAGGGGGGGAGGGAUGCUGCUGCUGCUUUUGUCCUCGCACAGCUGCCUGUGUUUGUUUUGUUUCAUUGGAUUCCAUGGGGGGUUUUCUCCAGUUAGCUUCGGCGCUAGUUUAGCACUUGGAUAUUGUUAGCUGAGACAAAGUGGGUGUAGCAGCUACAGUGGGACGUCUUACGAGAUGACAUUUAUUUAAUCUGCAAAACAAAACCUAGCAUCAACACCCUCUCUGUGUUUCUAUGUGGUGGUGCUGCUCCUCGGCUGUCAGCUAUUGUUUGAAGGGAUUUCUAGUGUAGGAUCAUGAGAAUGAAGAGCUUCGUCUCAUGUCACCAAGGAUUGUAGGCACAAGAUUCCCGUCCUCUAUGUUUAGAGACUUUACUAUCAGCGCUAUUUUCUGUAAAGUUCAGAGGACCAUGUUUAGGAAGUGAGCAACGGCGAUGGAAGGGAAAGGCCCGUACCGCAUCUAUGAUCCAGGUGGGAGUGAGGUCAAGGCCAGAGAGGAGGCCGGAGGGGGAAGCAGCUAUCGACAGCUACUGGAGGAGAACAACAUACUGAGGGAGCGGAUGAAGGGACUUAAGAGCUUAGGAGAUUUGCUGGAAGAGUCUCAGUCAGAGGCAUCGAAGCUUCGGCAGCGAGUGGAAGAACUAGUGAGAGAUAACGAAGCCCUGAAGUCCUCCAGCUUCGCUGCCAGUCUGUGUAUGGGAGGGGCGGUCCAAACCGAGACCCCGAGUAGGUUCCAGAGACCUGAUGGUAAACCCUGUUUACACGCGACUGCAGAGCAGAAGGAGGAACAGACAAACUGUUUAGGGAAGACCUUGCAGCCUGAGAAGCCCAACGAGGUCUUAUCAGAGGGGAAGACUCCAAAUGCCUUGACAGCCGGCUCUGUGAAGGGAGUUAUCCCCCCCCUGCCUCAGGAGAACAUCGAGCUAGUGAGCCAGCUGAAGAGACUAGAGAGCUCCUUCAGCAUAUUCGCAGAGGAGUCCAACCCGAACCAGCUGUUGGCUCACCUCGGCCGCAUGGCUGUGGAGUUUCACCAUCUCUCCUCAAAGGUCCAAAAGAAUGAACAGAGGACCUCCCUCCUACAGACUCUCUGUGAGCAACUCAGACAGGAAAACAAUGACCUUCGAAAGAAAAUGGAGGAUGACCAUCAUAUUAGGAAUCAAGACUUGGAACACCUGAGACUGGAGAACCAGAAACUUAAGGAGCUCGUCACAGGAGGAGCAGCUGCCGCAGGAGGAGCAGCAGCAUCAUCUGCUGUAACAUCUGAUACAGAAGCUCCAGAGGAGCCGGUGAAGGAGGAAUCUGCUGCGGUGCGAUCUAAGAUGGAGGCUCUCACACCACAGAAGAGUGGAAAAGCCACAGAGAAAACCCCGACUAAACAUUGUGAUGUCGAAGUGUACGAAAAGAAGAUCAAGCUUUUGGAGAAGCAGAGAAAGGAUGUACUGGAGGUGAACAAGCAGUGGGACAUUCAGUGGAACUCCAUGAAGUCACAGUUUGAGCAGAAGAUCACAGAUCUCAGACAACGGCUGGCGGAGUCCCAGAAAACUGUGCUUGAGCUGGAGGCCGAGCGAGAGCAGAGGCAGCGCGACUAUGACAAGAAGCUGCUGCUAGCCAAGUCCAAGAUAGAAAACGUACAGGGUGAAAAGGAAUGUCUCAACACCGAGACCACUGAGCUGAAGCAGAAGGUUCGCUACCUGCAGGAUCAGCUGCUGCCCCUCAGCAAACAGAGAGAGUACCAGGAGAAGGAGAUCCAGCGUCUCAAUCGGGCUCUAGAGGAGGCCUUAAACCUUAAAACCCCUUCGUCCUCUCAACAACCACCUGGCCAGGCAAACUUUGCAGACCCAGCAAAUAACCAGAAGAAACAAGAACUGCUCACUCAAAUUGCUGUACUAAAAGAGCAGGUGAAGAUCUUUGAAGAAGACUUCAGAAAAGAGAGGAGUGACAGAGAGCGAAUGAAUGAGGAAAAAGAGGAUUUGAGGCGACAAGUUGAGAGACUCCAGGGUCAGAUUACGAAUUUGACCAAUCAGCUUCAUCAGGCACAGAAUGAGUGUCAGAGAGAACGCACAGAGAGAUGUAAGCUGGAGAGACUGCAGAUGCAUCACAAACAGGGGCAGCAGCAGAAAAGACGCACCUCAGACCCCACGUCAGGCUCAGUGAACGGCCUGCUGAGCCCUCCCUACUGUGGUCCCUUUGUGCAGGUGGGACCGCAGGGCCUUGAGGGCUGGCCCACACACUUCCCUACCCGGAUGCCCAAUGCAGCAGGCGCAGCGGCCGCAGCAGCACCGCCCCCUGUACGAGACUUCCAGCCUGUUACCCCGGGUUUUCCAUGGCAGUCAUCAUUCCCACAGCCCCGAGGGACCAGAGCAGUUGGAGAGAGUUCAAGACCACCACCAGAGAAUGCAGAUCAGUCAGCAGCAGCAGUCACAGCAGCAGCAGCGGCAGCAGCUUCCACAGCAGCAGCAGCAACCGCAGCAGCAAGCGCAUCAAUCGCAGCAGGAUAUCGGGAGAAAAGGGAGCGGCAAAACAUCGACCCUGGAAAGCACUAAAGCAUCACCGUACCCAACUGAUUGAUCUGGGUAGUAGCAUGAAAUCAGUUUGUUUUUGAGUUGACAAGGUGUGAUUUGAUCUAUAAUUUUCCUACUGAACUGUAGAUAUCCUAUUGUAAUGUUGUUUAUACUUGCGUUUUAUAAGGCUAUUUGUGAAACACUUCGCUAUUCUGAAUGAAAUAUUAUUUUGAUCUUUUCUGUUUUGUUUUUGUCAGGAUCUGAAGUCAUUUGUUAAAUAGGUUUGAAUAACUAUCAUUGCUCUGUUAUUUAGUUUUUUUCAGGAAAUAUACCUAUGUGAUUGUCUCCCUGCAAAUCUGUAACGACUUGACACUUAGUUUGUUACUUGUGGGGUUACAGGAAGCCAUUCCCCAGUAAUACUACAUAUACUAAUUCCAACAAUGAAUGAUUAUAUAGGUACAUUGAAUCAUAGAAUUAACGACGUGAAUGUUGAUUGAUUUAUGAAGAUUUCUUCAGUACCAUCGAUGUAAUAGAACUGUCCCUUAUGUGUAACUGUUCAAAAGUGGUUGUUGAAAUACAAAUAUUUGGGGGAAAUUAAUUUUUGAUCUUAUCAUACCAAAAAACAUGAUUGUGAUUCUUGAUAAUUUAUUUAUAACUCUGUUUUGAUAUUUGCAUUGACUAAGUGUAAAUCAUUGUCUUUAGUAAUGCUGUUCUUUCUAUGUUGUUAGUGUAAUCCCAAUAUAUUGUAGCUAUUGACAUUGUAUGUUUGUAUCAAAAUACACAAUGCACAAUACAUACACAACCUUUUUUUCCCCAUGCCGAUGGACCUAAUCUCAUUAAACACAACACUUGUACUUUA
Messenger RNA from Limanda limanda (common dab), 3746 nucleotides. RefSeq names its product TNFAIP3 interacting protein 1 (gene tnip1). NCBI's taxonomy places the organism in Eukaryota, Metazoa, Chordata, Actinopteri, Pleuronectiformes, Pleuronectidae. Gene Ontology annotation, biological process: negative regulation of canonical NF-kappaB signal transduction; regulation of transcription by RNA polymerase II; cellular response to lipopolysaccharide. The record is from RefSeq and is a predicted model, not a curated record. Bases 821 to 2929 code for a protein of 702 amino acids. The transcript is spliced from 19 exons.